CUUAUCCUUUUCUCUCACAUACCAGAUAGAUUCUAAAUGUGUCUAUCUCUUUGCUAACACUGAUUCAAGUUUCUCAUCAAUGGCGGCCAUUAUUUCGUGCCACCGCUACUCUUCUUCCUCGCAAUUAACUUCGAAUCAGAAAUUUGUUAGCCAUAUCCUUCCUUCCAAGUGCUCCAGACGUCAAUUUUACCAUAAUGCCACCACUCAGCAGUUCAAACCCUUGUGCUCUUCACGAAAAUCAACUCCAUUUGUGCCCGUGGAUGAACAGAGGGAUAGGUCUUCUUCAAUAAAGAAAACUGCGAUUUCAAUUGCGUUGGCUGUUGGAUUAGUGACUGGAUUUCCUGAUUUGGGGUACUUAGGGCAGGCCAAUGCCGCUGCUAUUGCACCGGCAUUGCCCGAUGUUUCGGUUCUGAUCUCGGGCCCACCGAUUAAGGAUCCAGGGGCAUUGUUGAGAUAUGCGUUGCCUAUCGACAACAAGGCUAUACGGGAGGUUCAGAAGCCGCUCGAAGAUAUUACUGAUAGUCUUAAGAUUGCUGGUGUCAAGGCCCUUGAUUCUGUCGAAAGAAAUAUUAGACAGGCGUCGAGGGCUCUGAAGCAAGGUAGGACACUGAUUGUUGGAGGUCUUGCAAAAUCAAAGGUCGAUGAUGGUGUUGAAUUGCUAAACAAACUGGAAUUGGGAUUGGAUGAGUUUCAGAAAAUUGUCGAGGACAGGAAACGUGAUGCGGUUGCACCUAAGCAGAAGGAGCUGCUUAGUUAUGUUGGAGGUGUUGAAGAGGAUAUGGUUGAUGGCUUUCCGUAUGAAGUGCCCGAAGAAUACAGAAAUAUGCCGUUGCUUAAGGGGAGAGCAACUGUGGAUAUGAAGGUCAAAGUCAAGGACAACCCUAGCAUUAACGAAUGUGUAUUCCGUAUUGUCUUGGAUGGUUAUAAUGCCCCCGUAACUGCUGGAAAUUUCGUGGAUUUGGUGGAAAGGCAUUUCUAUGAUGGCAUGGAGAUCCAAAGAGCCGAUGGGUUCGUAGUGCAAACUGGAGAUCCCGAAGGUCCUGCUGAGGGAUUUAUUGAUCCUAGUACAGAAAAGACCCGUACAAUUCCUCUCGAAAUUAUGGCGGAUGGAGAAAAGGCACCCUUCUAUGGUGAAACUCUGGAAGACCUUGGUCUGUACAAGGCUCAAACGAGGCUUCCGUUUAAUGCAUUUGGAACCAUGGCGAUGGCUCGAGAGGAAUUUGACAACAACUCUGCCUCGAGCCAGGUAUUUUGGCUAUUGAAAGAAAGUGAGCUAACUCCUAGCAAUGCCAACAUAUUGGAUGGUCGAUAUUCAGUAUUCGGUUAUGUGACGCAAAACGAAGAUUUUUUGGCCGAUCUUAAGGUUGGUGAUGUCAUAGAGUCGGUUCAAGUCGUAGCUGGCUUAGAUAAUCUUGUUAAUCCGAGCUACAAGAUUGCUGGUUAAUUAAUUACCUGGUUUUGUCCUUUUUCUUGUUUAAGCUCAUAUUGUAUUCUUGUCUUGUAUCACAAAUCGAAAAUUGUCGAAAAUUGUUGAGGCAUUCGAAUUUGAGGGAAGACUGCAAAUCCUCCUCUGUAAUAAAACAAUUUUUUUAAGUGUGAAAGUCUUACAAUAUAAUUAUUCGGUUUGUUUGGUAC
Messenger RNA from Erythranthe guttata (spotted monkey flower), 1635 nucleotides. RefSeq names its product cyclophilin 38 (gene CYP38). NCBI's taxonomy places the organism in Eukaryota, Viridiplantae, Streptophyta, Magnoliopsida, Lamiales, Phrymaceae. The record is from RefSeq and is a predicted model, not a curated record. Gene Ontology annotation, biological process: protein peptidyl-prolyl isomerization. Gene Ontology annotation, molecular function: peptidyl-prolyl cis-trans isomerase activity.